CACGGGAGUGUGUUGUGCCGCUGCCGACCAUUUCUUCGUGCACUGCAAGAGGAAUGCCGAAGUCCGUCGUUGCGUCCGCUGCCGCCGCCGCUGCUGCUGCCCCAGACUGCUCUGUGCAAAGAUCAAACGACCAAGAGUAGGGAUCCGAUACGAAUACCACACCGGUGGGACUGUUCCACCUUCCACGGGUCAACGAUGAUGGCCAGUUACUGUUUGCGCAACGCCGUAUCGUCCUGGUGUCCCACGCUGGGCCGGAUUUGUGGCCUUCGUGUGCAGUUCGGUGCUUGUGGAACCGCUCGCUCGUACGUUUCUGGCUGUCAAGACGAUGGCCGGAGACUGGCGAAACACGCGCUACCAAAGGAACUGGCACGGGAGUGCCCAGCGGUCAACGUAUCAUCAGCAUUUGGUACCGACGCAUUUGACAGCACUAGGCAUGCAUUCACUCGGUGUGACGAGAUGCUGCUGCUGCAUCGAGCUACAAACGAACCCGUAUCACUAGAUCCGGCCACUGUCAGCUGCAGCAAAGUAACCGCAUCGGGCGAUCACGCACCAAACGCUAGUCAACCACCGACGGAAGAGCAGCUGCACCGCGUUUACCAGGUGCUCUCGCAAACGCUGCCAAAGUUGUUCGUCCAGCCACUCGAUUACUCGAUCUACAAUCCCAACCUAAUCUUCGAAAACAACAUACGAGGCACGAGGACGGUCGGACUGUACCAUUACGUGAAGCAGAUUGCGCUGCUACGUACGGUUGGCCAUCUGAAGUUCGCCUACGUUACCUUCGAGGUGCUCAAGAUUACCAAACACACCGAGGACAACACCGUGAAGGUGCGGUGGCGUAUCCGCGGCAUCAGUGCACUCAAAGUCAUGCUCCAGUUUUGGAAGUACAAGCUGUGGAAGCUGAAGGAAAUCUUCGAUGAACAAGAAGCGUGGUAUGAUGGAUUUUCUGUGCUUUACGUUGGUUCCGACGGUUUGGUAGCUAAACAUGUAGUUGAUAAGAUUAUGCCCGAUGAUGAUGUAGCGAAGACAGUACCGAAAACGCUAGCCUCACCCAAGCUGGCCCUGAUAGUUGGGCUGACGGCGGAGAUGUACCCGGUAGUGAGUGGCCCGUGAACCAGCUGGAUUACGUUGUCUAUCCACACUAUCAACAGAUAUACAAAAACAUACGUCAUGAUCAUUAUCCCUACGUGGUAAUGCGAGCGUCAGCGAGAUGUGUAUUCUUCGCUUUUUUAUGAUGUUUUUUUUUCUCUCGCGAGAACUCGCAAUCGUACAUGUCUCUGAGUCUGAGGUAUGCUGAAAGUGUAAAUCUUAUCAAAAAAAAAUGCAGUAUAUAGAUUAACAAACAUUGAUUUUGGAAAAGAGUUUUUAAACGUUAAUCGCAUGUUUUCAUUAAGAUAAACUUUCAUUAAGUGAACGGUCUUGGUGUGAAUAGGCCUUUAAUGCUAUGCGUUUAUCGGUACGAUGCAACAGUAGCGCAAUUGUGCAUCUGUAACGACGAAAAAUCAAGAAUGAAAAAAUGAAUAGGCAGGGACAUACAGAAAGAAAAAUAAAUUGUGUUUCAUUCCUUCCGGUUGAAUUAUAUCUCAUUUUCACCUUUCCAA
Messenger RNA from Anopheles aquasalis, 1598 nucleotides. RefSeq lists its product as uncharacterized. The record is from RefSeq and is a predicted model, not a curated record. Lineage: Eukaryota; Metazoa; Arthropoda; Insecta; Diptera; Culicidae.